CAGAAACCAACAAUUAAUUUUAUAGACAAAAACACAUGGUAUAAUGUCUACAAUAAAAAAAAUUCUCCCAUAAUGGGAAGUAACGAUUUUUCUACAUUUCUAUAAUGUUUCUUGAAGAUUCACAGUAUACGUACAGGAAUAUGGCGAACUCAAUAAAAUAUAGAACAUCAAAACCGGAAAGAACAGAUAAGAAAACGAACUUGUUUCAGAAAUUUUAACUGGUGAUUUCAGCAUUUGAAGAGGACAAUAAUCGAAUAUGGUUCGUUAAAAAAGUUGAUUUAAAAUACAAUGAGAAUGCUCUUUCAAUGCCCUCAAUCUACCAUGAAAUUGUAGAAAGAAGUUGUCAGGUUUUCUUUGAAAUCAUGAUGAAAAUGAAGAAAAAUCAAGGAUAAUAUUCAAGCAUUUAAAAUCAAGUAACCUGCCAGAAUGACACCAAAGGGAUUAAUCGCAAGUGCUCUUUUACUCCUCUUCUGUUCUGCUUCUGUGGACAGUUUUUUUUUCGGUCCUUCGACGAGUGGAGGCCGUAAUUGGGACGUGUUCGUCUUCGUCCAGAACUGGCCCGAAUCGGUAUGCGACAAGUGGACCAAUCAGAGAGGUGGAAACACAUGUAACAAGUAUCCUAAGAACCAUUGGACAGUUCACGGAGCAUGGCCGACACAACUUGGAACGCGAGGUCCAAACGAUUGCGAUCCUUCGCGAAAGUUCAACUUAGCAGAAGUAGGAGGACUUGAGCGGGAUCUGGACGAAUGGUGGACACCGAUACAAGUUAAUGCCAGAAAGACGUACUUCUGGGAGCACGAGUGGGAGAAGCACGGUACCUGCGCACUGCCGGUAAUAGAGACGCAGUACCAGUACUUCAAGCAAGCACUCGACUGGGUGAGGCAGUACGAAAUGGGAGAGAUCUUCAGAACAUCUGGGAUAGUACCCGGUGGGGACUAUUCCUUCAACGAUAUAACAGAAGCCAUACGUAGAGUUAUAAAUAAGACUCCACAAGUAAUCUGUUAUUAUAACCGAAACAAGCCCUCCAUAAUACUGGAAGUGAGAAUUUGCUUCUCUCAAUCUCUUCAGCUGGUCGACUGCAACAACUACUCCAACUGUGAUCGAAACAAAAUGAUUCAUUAUCCGACACCAUCGGCAUAAAUACAAAAAUAAAUAUUUUAAUUUAA
This is a messenger RNA of Nezara viridula (southern green stink bug), 1166 nucleotides long. The record is from the annotation of a GenBank genome assembly. NCBI's taxonomy places the organism in Eukaryota, Metazoa, Arthropoda, Insecta, Hemiptera, Pentatomidae.